Messenger RNA from Planococcus citri (citrus mealybug), 2301 nucleotides. RefSeq names its product condensin complex subunit 2-like. Gene Ontology annotation, biological process: mitotic chromosome condensation. Gene Ontology annotation, cellular component: condensin complex. The transcript is spliced from 12 exons. Lineage: Eukaryota; Metazoa; Arthropoda; Insecta; Hemiptera; Pseudococcidae. Gene Ontology annotation, molecular function: chromatin binding. Bases 175 to 2070 code for a protein of 631 amino acids. The record is from RefSeq and is a predicted model, not a curated record.
AAAACGAUCUCCCGCCUUCCUACAUCUCUUCUGUCUCUUCCUUCAUUCAUUCAUUCUUUGAUAAGAAUCAAAAUUCAAAAAGUUAUCGUCGUAAUUUUUUGCAUUUUAGAGUAAAAUAAUAUAAUUCGAAGUGUAUCAUUAUUGCAUUCGAAGCUUUGAAACCUUUUCAGGAAAAUGGACCCUUCAAGUCCAAUAGUUGAGAGAAGAUCUCGUCGUAUCGGACCGGUUGAUAACACUGAUGGCAAUAUUCCUCCCGAAGAACUGAAUGAUGACGAGGAAGAACGCAGUCGUAAUAGAAAACAGUUGGAAAAUGAAGUUCGUCAUCACUCUAUCCACGAAAAGAGAAUGUCCGCUUCGGAGAAAAGUCUCUCUGAGCAUUUUCAUAGCUGUAUUCAAUUAGCUGCCGAAAAUAAAAUCAAUGCGAAAAAUGCUUUCAAUUUCAAGCUCAUAGACUUACUGCAUACUAUGUUGAGCAAAAAAAAGCAGAUACAUGAUUUCACAGAAGUAACAUACUCUUUGGAUGCCGGUGUGAAAAUCUAUUCGUAUCGAGUAGAUAACGUACAUUCUGAUACGAUGAAAAUGGCUACAAGCAUUUGCGCAGCUGCUAAUAAAAAUAAAGGAGAUGCUGAAAACGAAACGAACGACGCUGACGAAAAUGCAACACUCGAUGACAUAGCUAAGAAGAAAAAACUAUCGAGAAAAGCUCAUAAGAAUGUCAGAGCCAACGACGUUGAUCAGAUAAAUCGUAAAGCUUCUGACGAUCAGUUUGGAAUAAGUUGCGGAUUGUUAAAUAACGAAGAUUAUAUCACCAGCAGUGCUACGUUUGACAGCACGAAAAUGUGUUUGCAUUUAGGAACUGAUACAAAUUUUUGGAAACACAAUUACAAUCCUAAAGCUACUCCGUCGACUAAUGAAGUUACAAUAGAAUUUCCUGAUUUAGAAGACGAAAUAAUAUGUCCAUCGUUUGAGAACAUCACUUUCAAAGGCGAGACUAAUUAUCACGACAUUUCCUUGAAAGAAAAACUAACCCACGAGUAUGAUUUCGAACCACCUACCCAUGAGCCAGCGGACGAUGACAUUUUUGAUGAUGAAACCGUAGCACCUUACGCGACGAAUGAAGCUAAUCUAAUCAACGUCGAUGAAAUCCAUACUAGUGACAGACAAAGUGUAGCAUCCGAUACUACGUGUUUAUCCAGAGUAAUAUCUUCUUCCAAUUUCGCAUCCGAUUUAUCCCGAUUGAUCGCUUCGGAAACCUCCGAGUAUUGUUAUUUCAACACGCAGCUGUUAAAAAACAAAUGGAGCUUAAAAAGCAUGGGUCACUGGAAUCCAUUCAACAAAAAAAGAGAAACCAUUUCUAAACCUCGUACUCAGAAGAAAGACUUGAUAGACUUUUUUGGCCACAAUGAUUUCAAAGUGUUCGAAGACGAAGCCAAAAUGCCCGUUACGGUUACCUACGCUGCAAAUUCUGAUAAAUUUCUCAUCACUCCUAUUACUCAUUUCAAUUUUAAGGAAUUUUUCAGGUUGAAAACCUGUCGAGAAAUGUUCGUAGUACCAAAACCGUCAAAUGAUGAGCAACCUUCCGAUUUAGAUGAGACUAUUAACGAUUAUAAUUACAAUAAUCCUAACGAUAGUCAGCAUUUUAUUCCGGAGCAAUACGAAGACGAUUAUAUUGAAAAUUUCGACGAGGGAGCAGUUCAAGAUGUACACGAAGCGAUUGAUAGAAGUGUCCUUCAAGGAGAUAAUUUACUCGAGAUUCCGAACAAAGUUGCAAAAAUACAACUUCCGUACAUGGUUAAAGAUAAAUCAGUCGAUAUGAAAGAAUUGAAGUCUAAAAUAUGGCAGAAAAUAGAAACAACAGAAAAAGAGAAAACCGAAGAACAACAUCACGAUCAACUUCAAUUCAGCGAUAUCUGUCAAGAAAUAAUUACUGAUGCAAAAAGCGAACUAUCGGUUCCCCUACUGUUUAAUGCCAUAUUACAACUGGCUAACGAUAGGAAUUUACAAUUCGAUGCUUUGGAAUCUAGUUUAUCUAAUUUUUUUAUUCGCGUUGCAAAUGUUGAGAGUCAUUAAUUAGGAAGAAAAUUACUUAAAUUAUUGUUACCCGAUGAAUGGGUAAUUGUUUUGCAUUUUCGUUUGUACUGUUGAAUAAAAUGAUAUGAAUAAGUUAGUUGUAUAUUUUUCAUACGUUUUUCAAAUAAAAUUUAUAUAUUUUAUUUUGUAAUCUGUUCAAGAAUUACUUUCCGGUGUGCUUAUGUAUGCAUGUUGUCGUAUUGUAAUAAAAAUAUAAUUCAUUUAUCAAAA